AUGUUGCACUCUCUUCCGUCCCAGUCUUCGAGGUGUUUUCUAUUGCUAGCCAGACGAAGAUCCCUCCACCCAUGGAAGCGUCCAAGGCGAUUUCUGUGUGGGACUACCAAUCCUCCAAAGAAGAAGGUAUCCUGUACUAUUGUUUCGUACUUGACAGAUAUUGAAGGCGAUGGAUCCUACUUGGAUCGAUAUGUGGAACAAUCCCGAGUGCUCCAGUUUGUACCCACGGACCCUCGGAACACCAACAAUCCAAUCAGCCACAACAAGAACUUUUCGUCGUGUGCCUAUUUCCCAUACGACCGUUGCCUGGACUUUGGGGACGAUCGAGGAAUGCUCAUUUUCGGUGGAGAUAUUUGGGACAAGGGAGGAUCGGAUCUCUACGUCAUUCGACAACUCUUGGAUUUCAAACGACGGUAUCCCGACCGCGUGCAUUUGAUCAUGGGCAAUCGAGAUAUUAAUAAAAUGAGAAUACACCAAGAAAUGGGGAGCAACAACCAAGAAGAUCUGCCACCACAUGACGGAGUCUACUGGUUGCGAAAUCACUUGCAAUCGACCAAUGCAGGCGACGAAUCCAGUAUUGUACCGUCACAAACCAGUGCAUCUGAACGACUCCAAUUCUUGCUGGGACGGACCAUGGGAAGUCCCAAUGCAUUCGAAUCACGUCGAUUGGAAUUGCAGCGAGAGCGACAAUUGGUAGCAGACAAAAACAACACGACAAUCAGUAUUAGUGACCGGGAUGUGGUCCAAUCGUAUCGAGAGAGCUGUCACCCCGUCACGGGAGAAAUGGGAAACUAUCUGGCCAAUGCCACUCUGGCCUUUAGCCUGGGAGCACUCUUUGUGGUGCAUGGGGCGUUGCCACUGACGAAUCCAGUACUGCAACAGCAGAUCAUAAAAGAAGAAGCAGAAUCAAGCCACAACCAACAAUCAGCUGAUUGUUGGAAGGACCUGUCCUUUGCCAUGCCAUGGACAAGCGAGUCGGGGAGCCAAGAAGCAUCACCAUCAUCGAGUAUUACUACAGCCAAGAAAGCAAUCCACGAUUGGGUGGAUGCUCUAAACCAGUUUGCCCGGGAAUCCAUUGACGCUUGGCAACAAGAAGCCGACAAUGACCCGCCAGAAGAAAAAGGCAGCGUCUGGGCUACCAACGGUGGAUAUUCCAAAGAGUUUCCAGCCUACAAACUGACGCAGUAUGGAAUGGGAUGGACUCCCGAUGGAAAACGCAAUCCCACCGUCGUGUACUCGAGUUGGGCCGUGGAUGGAAUGCCUCUGCGAUUCGUUCCAGGCGACGACAACAAAGAGGACUCGCUCUUUGCUCGUCUUGUCCGAGAAUUCUUUCGGCAGUCCAACAUCAAGUUGAUCUUAUCAGGACAUCAGCCUCAGGGGGACAUGCCGUUACCAAUAAGAAUCUUUGAAGAGACGCAAUCAACAACUCGUGGUCAUGGUGAGGACGAGCAACUACAACUGGGUUGGGUACUUUGCUGCGACACGAGCUACUCCGGAGAUACAAACUGGGUCAAUCGUGACAGACAAAACAUGGGGAGAGGUCGCGGCCCUGGAUUUCGAGGUGAUGUUGCCGUCGCCGAAACGCUCGUGACAAUCGACAAUGAGGGACGGUUGCAGGAUGUCAGAUGGCACGGCGUGCUAUGCGAUGGAACAUUAUAUGAGACGGAGAAUUUGCUAUCAUCGUCGUCUUGUGCUCCUUCUGUUGGCUACCUUGCAGACGGGGAUUGGUUGCCCGACCAGGAUGGGACACCUCAUGAAACUCCUUGGUGGACCAAAGCACUUAUGGCGGACGGGUCGGUUCUGUUGUCCACGGCCAAGGGGUAUGACGUCUCGAACUACAUGGCGAAACCUCAUCAGAGCCAAGGGCCAGCAGAAGAAGCUCCUAGUCAGAAAUGA
This is a messenger RNA of Seminavis robusta, 1896 nucleotides long. The record is from the annotation of a GenBank genome assembly. Lineage: Eukaryota; Bacillariophyta; Bacillariophyceae; Naviculales; Naviculaceae.